Messenger RNA from Carya illinoinensis, 2339 nucleotides. RefSeq names its product O-fucosyltransferase 7-like. The record is from RefSeq and is a predicted model, not a curated record. Gene Ontology annotation, cellular component: cytoplasm. The transcript has 12 exons. Bases 324 to 1922 code for a protein of 532 amino acids. Lineage: Eukaryota; Viridiplantae; Streptophyta; Magnoliopsida; Fagales; Juglandaceae.
CUUUGAUAGCAUCCAAAGGCAUUGUGGGGGGAAAGAAAAGAGCACACAACAACGUCAACAACUUCAAUAACAAUGACAGGAAGUUUAGGAACCCAAAAACAGCUAGCCGCUUUGCUCAAUAACUAUCGAGUGUCAGCACCGGAGACAGGCGCAGAGUGAGCAACAACGGAGAGAGCGACAGGUGCCGAACGAAUCACAGAGUAAUUCGACGGUGCAAAUGGAUGUUUCCCAUUGUUUGUUUUAGUCGUCAUCGAGAGUGAGAUAAAAGACAGAGAAGAAGAGUCUCUGGAGAGAGUUCUAGAAAGAAGGGAAGGAAUAAAACGAUGCAGAGGCGCAGAUUGAGACCUUUGUUUCUACUUCGGAAGAUGCUAACUUUCACCAUUUGUGCAAUUGGGCUUGUGGCUCUCCUCUCUUUCCACGUCCAUGUUUUCCCUUCAUCCACAGUUCCAAACUUAUUCCCUGAUCCCUACAAGCUUCCCACGCAACAUGAAUUCAAAUAUCAGAGAUUUGGCACCGAGCGAAGGUGGACGCGAGAACUUGCUCCGCCCCAUUUAUCCAAAGCGCCUCAAUCUUCUCUCCAGUUGGCUGGUGCUAGUGGGACAUUGGAGUUGUACAAGCUAUGGAAGCCUCCAUCAAAUCGUGAUUUUGUGCCCUGCAUAAAGCCUAGCGCUAAUUAUACGACUCCUGUUGAGUCUCGAGGUUACCUUCUAGUCCAUUCGAAUGGUGGGCUCAACCAGAUGCGUGCUGGGAUAUGCGACAUGGUAGCUGUAGCCCGCAUCAUAGAUGCCACUCUUGUAAUUCCAGAACUCGAUAAGCAGUCAUUUUGGCAGGACUCUAGCAACUUCUCAGAUGUUUUUGAUGAAGAUCAUUUUAUGAAUGCUCUGGCUAAUGAUGUGAAAGUUGUAAAAAAACUGCCUAAGGAACUGGCUACUGCUACUAAAGUAGUCAAGCAUUUUAGGAGUUGGUCUGGUCUGGAUUACUACCAGGAGGAGAUAGCUAGCUUGUAUGAAGAUUAUCAGGUUAUUCGUGCUGCCAAAUCAGAUUCUCGCUUAGCAAAUAAUAAUCUACCUCCAAACAUUCAGAAAUUGCGCUGCCGUGCUUGUUACGAAGCCCUUCGUUUCUCACCUAGAAUUGAAGCAAUGGGAAAAUUGUUGGUCGAUCGGAUGAGGGACUUUGGUCGUUACAUUGCUCUGCAUUUACGCUAUGAGAAGGACAUGCUUGCCUUUAGUGGUUGCACACAUGAUCUGUCUUCAGCUGAAGCUGAUGAACUAGAGAUGAUCAGGGAGAACACUGCACACUGGAAAAUAAAGGACAUUAAUUCUGGGGAACAGAGAUCCAAAGGUUACUGCCCCUUAACUCCUAAAGAAGUUGGAAUUUUUCUUACUGCUCUUGGAUACCCAUCAAACACUCCUAUAUACAUAGCUGCUGGAGAGAUAUAUGGAGGUGAUUCUCAUAUGGCUGAUCUGCGAUCCCGCUAUCCCAUAUUAAUGAGCAAGGAAAAAUUGGCUUCUGUGGAAGAGCUGGAGCCUUUUAUUGAUCAUGCCUCUCAACUUGCUGCACUUGACUACAUUGUUUCUGUUGAAAGUGAUGUAUUUAUUCCAUCGUACUCUGGAAACAUGGCAAGGGCAGUUGAAGGUCAUCGCCGUUUUCUUGGACAUAGGAAAACUAUAGCUCCUGACAGGAAAGCUCUUGUUCGUCUGUUUGACAAAAUUGAGCGGGGAACUCUGAAAGAAGGCAGAAAUUUAUCAAAUCGAAUUAUUGAAAUACAUCGGAGACGGCAAGGGUCUCCAAGGAAGAGAAAAGGCCCCAUUUCAGGAACAAGGGGCAUGGAUAGGUUUCGCUCAGAAGAAGCCUUCUACGUAAACCCUUUACCAGAUUGUUUAUGUCAGAGGGAAUCACCAAAUAUAACACCUCGUUCAUAACUUGGUAGAUCAGAUGAUGCUGAGCAAUUGCUCUUGAAAACGAUUCCUGUGCCGGUGGGUUGGUGCCGCAUUGCAUUCCAUUCAAGUUGUUGAAGCAAUACAAGCUGGUGUUCUACUGCCAUGGGAUGUAGUGUGUAUAUAUAUUCUGACCCUGAAGAAGGCCAGGGCCGAUAUAGGAAAGUUUAGAUGGAAAAAAGACAACUGCAUUAGGGUGCACGGCAGAAUUGGGAUCACCAAAGACGUGCCUCCAAUGUACAUUGUUUUCCCUUGGAGGAGUUAGCCUGGUUUGAAAGAGCUGCAUAGGGAGUUUAUCAGGGAUACAAUAUUGUGAAUAGUUGACAACUUCCAUAUAUGUUGUAUUUCACUCAUGGUCAUCAAAUGCAAUAAAAGUUAAAAAGAAUUACAUUUUUUGUUUCA